This is a messenger RNA of Labeo rohita (rohu), 2823 nucleotides long. It is a transcript of the gene ets2, whose product is annotated as v-ets avian erythroblastosis virus E26 oncogene homolog 2. The coding region runs from base 240 to 1601 and encodes 453 amino acids. The record is from RefSeq and is a predicted model, not a curated record. Gene Ontology annotation, biological process: cell differentiation; regulation of transcription by RNA polymerase II. The transcript has 10 exons. Gene Ontology annotation, molecular function: DNA-binding transcription factor activity, RNA polymerase II-specific; sequence-specific DNA binding. NCBI's taxonomy places the organism in Eukaryota, Metazoa, Chordata, Actinopteri, Cypriniformes, Cyprinidae. Gene Ontology annotation, cellular component: nucleus.
CUCGCUCAUAAGGGCUCGCUCAUAAACUCACGGGCACAGACGAGACUCAACCUAAACGCGUUAACUAACCCAUCCACACAUACAGAUCACACCUGUGACCCGCUGGGAAUAUCAGCGGAUCGAUCGAUCGAUAUAUCAGGACCGUACGCGAAUCGAUCAGAGGAAUAAAACAAACUGCAGCGCGUUCACAUCGGAUCUAACGUAGUUUAACCAUUUCUGCGAGAAUUCAACAGGUCAUAAUGUGUAACAUGGAGCCUCUUUUACCAGGAUUCAGGAACACACUAAAGCGUCAGGUGGCGUUUGAGAUGUUCGAAGACCCCAUGUCUCUGUUCUCGGGGUUUUAUCCGGUCGAGGAGGAGCAGGCCGCUCAGGAGGUCCCGUCUGGCCUGGACUGUUUCUCCCAGGAUGCCGGCGUGUGCUCGGUUCCCCUGCUGACGCCCUGCAGUAAAGCCGUGGUCAGUCAGGCGCUGAAGGACAGCUUUAACGGCUUCUCCAAGGUCCAGCGCGUCUGCGGGAUCUCCAACAACCCGCACAAGUGGACCAAGCAGCACGUCUUGCAGUGGCUGUACUGGGCGUCCGGAGAGUUCAGUCUGACCAACAUCAGCUUCUAUAAGUUCGACAUGAACGGGCAGGAGCUGUGCGACCUGGGAAAGGACGGAUUCCUGGAUCUGGCUCCCGAUUUCGUGGGUGAUAUCCUGUGGGAGCAUCUGGAGCAGAUGAUGAGAGCCUGUCAGGAGGAUGAAGAAGCCAAAGUCUUGAGUCGGUCGUCUGAGUGCAGCUGGACGAGCAGCGGCUCCGGCGGUCUCAGUCUGGAGGAGUGUUCUCUGAGGGUUCCCGACACUCGCAGCAGUCUCCUGCGGGAGCUCUUCGAGACGUCUGACGAGUCGGGCCUGCUGUCGUCCGGUCAGGAGCUCUCCAUGUACCCCAAACCGCAGCUCAGCACGGUCAGCGUCAGCUACGUGAGUCGGGAGCUGAAAGCGGCUCCGCGUCUGGGCGCAGCAGUGUCGUCCCGCGAGCAGACGUCGGUGGAGAGCGUGGAGAACGCGGACGGCUCCGAGUGCGUCCUCCGCUCCUGGGGCAGCCAUUCGUCCCUCGCCGACGCCCAGCGCGUCCCGUCUUACGACAGCUUUGAGGAGGAGCUGGGCGUGGCUCCGCUGGGCCUGAGCAAACAGGGACUGUCCUUCAAAGACUACGUCCAGGAGAGGAACGAGCCGAUGGAGCAGGGCAAACCCGUCAUACCCGCCGCCGUGCUCGCUGGAUUCACCGGAAGUGGCCCCAUUCAGCUGUGGCAGUUCCUCCUGGAGCUCCUGACCGACACGACCUGUCAGAGCAUCAUCAGCUGGACGGGCGACGGCUGGGAGUUCAAACUCACCGACCCCGACGAGGUGGCCCGCCGCUGGGGAAAGAGGAAAAACAAGCCCAAGAUGAACUACGAGAAGCUGAGUCGAGGCCUGCGCUACUACUACGACAAGAACAUCAUCCACAAGACGUCGGGGAAACGCUACGUGUACCGCUUCGUCUGCGACCUGCAGAACCUGCUGGGAUACACGGUGGAGGAGCUGCACAGCAUGCUGGGAGUGCAGCCGGACACCGAGGACUGAAGCGCUCGCGGGGAACCCUCGCGUCACGAUCCAGACCUCAGCGGAGGUCUCUGUUUACGGCGAACGGCCGGUUUGGUCACGCGUCCGACGCGUCGAAAGCGUUUCUCGCUGCUGCGCUUCACUCGGCCGAGCGUUAAACACACUUUGAGACACUUUGACACUGGAUUUGAUCUUUUGACAGCGUGUUCGCUGAACCCGAUGAUUCCUGUAAUAAUGUACAUUAACCGAGAGACGGAAGAGCAGAGAGAGUUUAUUUUCCGGGAUUGCCUUAUCGCUGCGGAGCUCGCGACGCCCUCGGGGCGUUUCUGAUUAAUUGAGAAAUGGAUUUUCAGGUUCGAAUCACAUCUGGUGGCCUUUCUAACGGAGAGACUGAGCUUUAUUAACAAUCACUCUGAACUUUGAUUUCGCUUUGAUUUGAUGCGGAUCUGUCCGACCGCUUCUGCGUUUCCUCAUAUUCCUGUAUAUUUUGUGAGCGUUUCGGUAGAAACCACUGUACAUGAGAUGAUGUGUGUAUUUAUUUGAGUAUAGCUGGUCUGUGGAGCUGUUCUGUAUCGUUGCUUGUUUUCGCUCAGGCCAAAGGGACGUGGAGUUUUCACGUCUGAAUGUUUACGUUUACCAAAGCUACAGUAAAGCUGUGGGCGUUGGACAGACGCUGAGGAUCUGUCGGCGCUUUUGCUUUCGUUUCGUACGCCGAUUGUCUCGUUCUGAUCUCACGGAACGACUUUCAGGAUCAGAAUGACUGUUUGACUGUAAAUUUAUGCUGUACAUUCACUCCAGACUUCUGCGUUACUGUAGAGACGCUGGAUUGUUGUUGUCACUAUUAUUAUUCUAAUUUAUACAGAAACCAUGUGAUGACUCACGGCUGUGUCUGUAAGUGUGUUUACGUUUGUAUUUGAUUGUUUUCUAUAUACAGUUGCUCUUCGGAGCAGGUCUAUUUUACAGAUAAAUAUAUAUGAAAAGAACAAUGAGAUUUAUUGAUCCGCUCAAGUGUUUUUAAUGCAGUAUCUCUUUAUUACAAAGCCUUUAUUAGUCAAAGCAGCUCUGCUUGUGCUGAACGUCCUCUGAUUUGACACCGGUGGGAACAUGUUCGGCGGGAUCUGUGUGUGUUUGAGAGGCGUUUGACUCAUGAGAAUCUGUCCAGACGUGCAUCUUUAUGCCAUGAACGCGCUGUGAACAGUUUAAUAUCUUUGUGAAAGUCAACAAAUAAAUUCUCUUUAAAUGA